CGAGCAAAAGGCAUCAGUUACAAUAGAAGCUGGAAAUACAGAGAAAGUACUGGGCAGUAAGGCAGCAGCUAAUUAGCAUGCAGUUUGCAAUUCUGAAGUGGUUGUGCAACUUUUGGCUACUCGGCAAUUAUCUGGCGGCCUUGACCCACGGCUAUUGCUUGAGGAUGGACGGCGGUGCGACUGCCAAUACAAAGCACCACAUGUGGCUGAAGCAGCCAACACUGGCGCCGCAGACAGCGCUGCUAACCACAAAUAGCAGCAAGGGGCCCAACAAUGGUGGCAUCGCGCGGCCUCAGCUCGAACUAGGUAGUUGCAGUAGACACAGCAACGAGAAUGUGGCCCAACAAGUAAAUGCCACAGCCAGGCCACUGUUGCAACUACAAUCGCUGCCACCAGCAGACAUGAAUGGCAUGAAUGCCAUGUCCUUGGCCAACUACUUGUACCAAUGUGCCAUGCUCGAACCCAUCGCCCACCCGCCCGGCAACAACAAGUUGCGGGCCAGCAGCUGCGAUUUAAAGGUCGCAGAUAAGCUAAUGGCACAGAGUUUCGGAAGGCCACCAGCCGGGCUGGACUAAUUAAGAUGAAGUCACAUGAUACCGCGUUGUAUUUAUUUUAUAUUUCAGUUACAGCACACAAGACACGCACCUAUAUAUUUUUUGCAUAUUCCAGUGAGUCGUAAAUAAUAAUAAUAAAAGAUUAGGCUCACUACAAAAA
Messenger RNA from Scaptodrosophila lebanonensis, 714 nucleotides. RefSeq lists its product as uncharacterized. The record is from RefSeq and is a predicted model, not a curated record. The coding region runs from base 78 to 575 and encodes 165 amino acids. NCBI's taxonomy places the organism in Eukaryota, Metazoa, Arthropoda, Insecta, Diptera, Drosophilidae. The transcript has 2 exons.